UGUAUAUGCACUGUGAAGGGAUUACUGGAUGCAGAACGUUUGAGAAUCCUUGGAGUGAGCCGAACCGCAGGGUGACUAGACUAAACCCCGCCCAUCUCGCCUUCUCAUUGGUUGUUUGCCUGGGCGGUGCUUUGACUGACUCCAAACUUUUGUGCUCGUGGAAUCGCGGCGGAGAGAGCGGACGCGCGAGACAGCGGCGGAGGGGGAACGGCUUUGAGCUUUGAGUCCAGGGUUGAUCUGUGAUCGUGGUAUACUGGAUAUGCACACUCAGAAAACUUCAAAAAGCGGAUUAAAGUGCAAAAUGGUCCUUCAAGCCGUAGGCAAGGUCCUGAGGAAGUCCAAAACGAAGCCUAAUGGAAAGAAGCCCCCUGCCGAGGAGAAGAAGCACUAUCUGGAGCCGGAGUACACUAAAGUGCGGGUGGUGGACUUUGACCUCAAAGACCUGGUGGUGCUGCCCAGAGAGAUAGAUCUCAACGAAUGGCUGGCCAGCAACACAACGACAUUCUUCAAUCUCAUCAACCUGCAGUAUAGCACAAUCUCAGAGUUUUGCACUGGUGACACAUGUCAAGCCAUGACGGCAUGUAACACAAUAUACUACUGGUACGAUGAGAAGGGGAAGAAGAGCAAGUGUACAGCACCUCAGUAUGUUGACUUCGUCAUGAGUCUAGUACAGAAACUUGUGACAGAUGAAGAAAUCUUCCCAACAAAAUAUGGUAAAGAGUUCCCUAACUCGUUUGAGUCUCUGGUGAAGAAGAUCUGCCGGUACCUGUUCCACGUGCUGGCACACAUCUACUGGGCGCACUUUAAGGAGACGGUGGCUUUAGAUCUACAUGGACACUUAAACACGCUGUAUGCACAUUUCAUCGUCUUUGUGAGGGAAUUCAAUCUGGUCGAUCCCAAGGAGACAUGCAUCAUGGACGACCUGUCAGAGGUGCUGUGCACUCCUCUGCCCUCCUCCCCCCAACAGAACCACGUGACUGAGAGAUGAGCCACAGCCACUUAGCCCCCGAGUGAGGAAGAGGAGGAUGAAUUGAGAAUGAGGGCCCUCAGGAGGGCCGGGGCUGCUCGCAGGACUCGCACACCCUUUGACUAUUUAACCACCAUAAGAACUAGUCAGAGAGUGAAAGAGGGGAUGGCAGUGCCUCCCUUCAGCACGCACUAGUGGGGGAAAAAUAGCCCCACCUACCUUCUUUGCAGUCUAACUAAGAACAGUUUUUUUUUUUUAAUUUUUUUAAUUUGUAUUUAUUUCUGCUCACAUUCUUGGAGGAUGUGGUGUUUUACAAGGAUUUUGAUUUGGCCCUUAACGUCUAAUACAUGAGACUAAAGCAUAGUCGCCUGAUCUUAGACCGUUGUAAAGAAAUUUCUUGUACCCCAGUGCCCCCAUGUGGAGGGACAAAUUAUAAAAAGGUGCCAGCUGUCCUGACCUUUAGUACUUCAUGACUGGGACCUGGAUCCACAUUGUUACCAGUUCUCCGUUCAUGUGCAUCUCCCUGUAUCCGCCUUCUCUUUUAUUCUCACAUUCUUAGUUCAGUUUCCUCCUGGUGUUUUUUUUUUUUUUUUUUUAAGUUUUGACAGGUCAUGCAAUAAUUAAGCAGCAGAAAUGAAUGUCCAGCUUGAUGCUGUAGAAUGUUACUAUCGGUGAGACUGUUGAUGUCCAUUUCUGGCCUUGACAGAAAAUCUCAACACAGAGAGUUCACCAUUAUUGUGGCAAUCGAUAUGCUGUAUCAUACCGAGGAUGCAUCCUCCAGGGUCUGUUUGUUUUUUAAUCUUUUCUUCUUAUGCUAUCAGAGGUCAUUAAAAUUAUAUCAGCCUACACGUGUGUAGCACAUGCACAUUCUGCUUGCAUUUUUAUUAAAAUAGAUUAUAACUAUAUAAAGAAAUCGCAGGUGGGUUACGUCAAAAUAGCGCCUCCAUGGAGGGGGAUUUGUUUCCCCUUCAUUUUAUUUAUUUUGACUGUUUAUUUGCAGGGUUCUUCAGUUCUGGCUUUCAUUUUAUGUAUUUUAAUGAUCUAAGUUAAAGCAAUUUAUUAUUUUAAGCUCUGCAAAUUAUACUCUAAUAAAACAUGAAAAUGCCAACCUGA
This is a messenger RNA of Pangasianodon hypophthalmus (striped catfish), 2080 nucleotides long. It is a transcript of the gene mob2a, whose product is annotated as MOB kinase activator 2a. Gene Ontology annotation, cellular component: nucleus; cytoplasm. The transcript has 5 exons. The record is from RefSeq and is a predicted model, not a curated record. NCBI's taxonomy places the organism in Eukaryota, Metazoa, Chordata, Actinopteri, Siluriformes, Pangasiidae. Gene Ontology annotation, molecular function: protein kinase activator activity. Gene Ontology annotation, biological process: signal transduction; positive regulation of protein phosphorylation. Bases 260 to 988 code for a protein of 242 amino acids.